UGCAAGAUCCCUGGAUUCAAUUUGAAUAAAACCGCUAGCCAAGACUAAUCUAUCUUGGCUAAUUUAUCUUUAUCUUCAGCAGUCCUGAACACAUUUGGAUGCAGUUGUAACGCUAUUAGACUAUGCAAAACGGGAUGGGAUCAGUUAUAGUAUUUCUUCCGGGUUGAGGUAGUGAAGAGGGGAUGAGCAGUGAUGCUGUCCGUGUUUGCUUCGCACAUCAGCAGUCAAGCUCCUCUCCCUCUCUGUCAGUGAGCCCGAAGCAGAGGCAGCACGUCCGUCCGGAGAGAGAGGGGGAGCUCACACCGCAUAGCGCUGCUGCUGCUGCUGCUGCCGCCGCCGCCGACUGAGCCGACAGCCACGGUGCUCACGGUCUUUGCAAAUGGACGUCUCCUCUGACACCGCCUUUUGACACUGGACGGUGCUCUCCUAGCCGCAUUGAGAAACACCUCAUCCCCGGUUCGGUUUUUGAGGUAACUGGUUCGUCUCGACGACACGGAGAGGACCACGCUCCCUCCCUCCCCCCUCCUCGCCAGCGCUACCACCACCACCAUCGCUAGCUCGCUAAGCUAGCUAGCCCGCUAACUUAGCAGUGAUACUUUGUACCGUAUCGGCGUCAGUUUUCCUCGGAACUAGCCUGCGGUCUCUUGCGCCACAGCGGUGGAUUGAGGUGCCUCGCCACUCACUAGGAGCAUGUUUGAGUGACAAGCAAACGAGGAAGUGGGAUCUCUGACGCUCCGCCCCCUCUGCCGGUGGAGCACCCUGCACAUCUGACUAGAGACCCCACUUUAGUCACAGGAUGCGGAGGUUUGCCUACUGCAAGGUGGUGUUAGCCACCUCUCUGGUGUGGGUGAUGCUGGACAUGUUCAUCCUGCUCUACUUCAGCGAGUGCAACAAGUGCGACGACAAGAAGGAGAGAGGACUGCCCGGGAGAGACGAUGGCCUCAGCAGGCCGCGGGACGGGCCCGGUGAAGGGGGGAAGCCUGUGGUGAUCCCUAAGGAGAACCAGGAGAAGAUGAAGGAGAUGUUUAAGAUCAACCAGUUCAACCUCAUGGCCUCUGAGAUGAUUGCCCUCAAUCGUUCGCUGCCUGACGUCCGCCUGGAAGGGUGCAAGAACAAGUUAUACCCUGAUAAUCUUCCUCGUACCAGCGUGGUGAUUGUGUUUCACAAUGAGGCAUGGAGCACGCUGUUGCGAACCGUCCACUCCGUCAUCGACCGCUCUCCACACACACUGCUAGAGGAGAUUGUCCUGGUGGACGAUGCCAGCGAGAGAGAUUUCCUAAAGCGGCCAUUGGAGCAGUAUGUCAGAAGGCUUGAAGUCCCCGUGAGAGUGGUGAGGAUGGAGCAGCGGUCUGGACUUAUCCGUGCUCGUCUCAAAGGAGCCUCUAUCUCCACUGGCCAGGUUAUAACCUUCCUGGAUGCUCAUUGUGAAUGCACAACAGGGUGGCUAGAGCCUCUGCUCGCCCGCAUCAAGCAAGACAAGAGAACAGUGGUGUGUCCAAUCAUUGACGUGAUCAGCGAUGACACGUUUGAGUACAUGGCGGGAUCCGACAUGACAUACGGAGGCUUCAACUGGAAGCUCAACUUCCGCUGGUACCCUGUACCUCAGAGAGAGAUGGACCGCCGCAAAGGAGACCGCACGCUGCCUGUCAGGACUCCUACCAUGGCAGGCGGCUUGUUCUCCAUAGACAGAGAUUAUUUCCAGGAGAUCGGCACGUAUGAUGCCGGCAUGGACAUCUGGGGCGGAGAGAACCUGGAAAUCUCUUUCAGAAUCUGGCAGUGCGGUGGGACUCUAGAAAUUGUCACAUGCUCUCAUGUGGGUCACGUGUUCAGAAAGGCGACGCCCUACACGUUUCCAGGGGGAACAGGACAGAUCAUCAACAAAAACAACCGGCGCCUGGCAGAAGUGUGGAUGGAUGAAUUCAAAAACUUCUUCUAUAUCAUCUCUCCUGGUGUGACCAAAGUGGACUACGGUGACAUCACCUCUCGCACUUCUCUGAGACAAAAGCUUCAAUGUAAACCCUUCAGUUGGUACUUGGAGAACGUCUACCCUGACUCCCAGAUCCCCAGACACUAUUACUCGCUUGGAGAGAUACGCAAUGUGGAGACCAACCAGUGCCUGGACAACAUGGCCCGCAAGGAGAAUGAGAAGGUCGGCAUUUUCAACUGCCACGGCAUGGGAGGCAACCAGGUUUUCUCCUACACGGCCAACAAGGAGAUCAGGACAGACGACUUGUGUCUAGACGUGUCCAAGCUGAAUGGGCCCGUCAUGAUGCUCAAGUGCCACCACCUCAAAGGCAACCAGCUCUGGGAGUACGACCCUGUGAAGCUGACUCUGGUCCACGUCAACAGUAACCAGUGUCUGGACAAGGCCAGUGAGGAGGACAGCCAGGUGCCCAGCGUCAGAGACUGCACGCACACGCGCUCUCAACAGUGGCUGCUCCGCAACGUCACACUACCAGAGGUCUUCUGACCACACUCCGCACACUCACAAACACACACACUCACACACACAGCGGCCCAGAGUAAGCAGUGAGGGGAAUGGACAUGUUUAUUGAAAUUGGGCACUGGGAAAAGGAAAGACUUCCCAUGAGGGGACUUGGGAAGAGGAGGAGGAGGAGGACGGAUUGGACGGUACUACCUCUGCCACAGAUCAGAGGGAGGAGUGUGUUCGACCCUCCUCGGAGCAGGAAGAGAGGAAAGACUCCCUCUAGGAGACGAUGGCUGUUGUCUUACGUUUGUUUUGUGUUUUUUAAGAAGAGAUUUUAACUGCGCAGAGUGACUCGCUCUCAGGCGUGAAUAAUGAGACUGGCUGGUGGAGUCGAGGUUCUGCACUCACAGCUUCCCUGGACAAAGCAGUCCACCCCUCAACUCAUCACUUAAGGUUUACUGACUGCCUCUUAUGAGAGAGUGUGUGCACUUAUUUGUGUGUGUGUGUGUGUGUGUGAAUGGGUGUGUGUACUCUGAGAUGAAUGUAUGCUUUGAGAAGGGGGCUGAAUUCCUUUUUGAUUUCCUUUUUUUUUUUUAUAAUUUAAUUUUGUAAUGGAUUUUGAAAACAAACUCUGGUGAACUCCUAUGAAGAAGGGUGCAUGAGUACGUGAGCAUCUGAGUGUGCGUGUGUGAAUGUGUGAGAGUGUCAUGUGUGCAUGUGUCAGAGCCCCUCCUACAGUGUUGCAGCAGUGUAUGUCUCCCCCUGGUGUUACUCCUCGGCAUUUCAUUCCCACAGACUGAAGCCUCCUGAGGAAUUUUCCAAGGGACUGCACAUUAAAAAAAAAACAAACAAACAAGAGGACUGAACACGAGGACCGGACAUCUGCCAAUCAGCAGAGAUCUAGAGAUAGAGAAAAACGAUGUUUGUGAUAUCUUGAGAUUUCUAUGUCCAGUUUUUACAUGGAUUUGUCUGUUUCUACAGUCCUGUGAGAGUGCCACAGAGCAGUAAUCCUAGUCUGUCUGUCCGUCUCUGUUGUCUUUAAAGAUAUUUAACAUAGAGCUAACACACACACACACACACACACAUAGAGGACUCUGCAUAUGUAACUGAUGUUCACUGCCCAAUGUAGUGUUAAACCAUAGGGAGCUCUCCCAUAAGACACUACAUAGUCACACACACGCAUCCACAUCCUGUACACAUAUAGGAAAAAGGCUGCAUUUGCCUGAUACUUUAAUCCAUCUUGGCAUAUCUUCUUCUCAAUGACCUCUUAAAAAAUACACUCCAAGGGCUUCUUUCCUCCAGCGGAGUGUGUGGAUGGAUGCGUCGGUGUGGGUGUGAGCGUGUGUCUUCAGUACUAAUCCCAGUCCAUCAGCUCCCCUGUUUACUAGAACAAACAGCUCUCAGAACCCUCGCUGUCGGACAAACCAAGAGCCCGUAGCAUAGACUGACAGCAGAUCAGCAUAUUCCUGCUUCCGUUGUACAAAAAAAAAGAAAAAAAAAAAGCAAAAGCUGCUUCUAUUUUGCAGAGCAGAGCCAACCCUCUGCACUCUCCUGAGGACAUAUCUAGAGUAGGAAACGAUGCCUGGGAAGUUGUUAGGAUAUCAAAGAGACGUCGCUGAGGUGCAUUUAGGAGAAUUCAUCAGGGACAGAGGAAUAAUUGUAGAGAGCUGAGGGCAGAGAAAAGGUUGAACUGUGGAUUACAAAGAGCACAGCAGCAGCAGAUGACAUAUCUUAAUCCAUGACUGCAUAUCUCUCUUUACAAGCUCACCUGCAGUAUUUUCACUUUUCAUAUCUCAGCGAGCCAAACAGGCUGAACAGUUACAUCAGUGUCUCAUUUCAACCAUCAUGCUUUCUUUAUACUUUUUUUGUAUCACUCCUGGGGCUGCGAGUCAGGGCAGGAGAGGUGAUUUCAUAAAAGUUUUAACCAUUUCAGCUUCCUCCAGUGGAGGAAGGGUUUACACAUAGGACAUGUCAUUGGUUCAUCUUUGUUGUGGACACAGUAGCAAGAGGAGGCCGUCAGCUGGUGUUUGUCAUGUCUGAGCGAGUGACUGUGGUGAAGAUGUGAACGUUUUUUGAUUGUGAGACAGAGGGGGUAUUGUAUCGAUUGUUCUGAUUUUUUGGUGGGAGGGGUGGGGUGGACGGGGGUUUGCAGUUGACUGACAUGUCCAGGCUUCAACACUGAGCUGAUCCAAAUGUAGAAAAUAAAGGUGAAGUUUACAGAACAAUACAAGGACAA
Lates calcarifer (barramundi perch) is the source of this 4664-nucleotide messenger RNA. RefSeq names its product UDP-N-acetyl-alpha-D-galactosamine:polypeptide N-acetylgalactosaminyltransferase 1 (gene galnt1). Gene Ontology annotation, cellular component: Golgi apparatus. The record is from RefSeq and is a predicted model, not a curated record. NCBI's taxonomy places the organism in Eukaryota, Metazoa, Chordata, Actinopteri, Centropomidae. Bases 797 to 2470 code for a protein of 557 amino acids. The transcript has 14 exons.